Molecule: messenger RNA, 1510 nt
Organism: Aureobasidium subglaciale EXF-2481
Lineage: Eukaryota; Fungi; Ascomycota; Dothideomycetes; Dothideales; Saccotheciaceae
Exons: 1
Coding region: 237-1373 (378 amino acids)
Source: RefSeq, a predicted model, not a curated record
AGAACAGGGAUGUACCUGCCUCAUGUCUUGAUUUAGAUUGGAUCAAAGACAGCUAACAGACACAUCAUGCCUCAACGACUGUCGCGUCUCCAUCUAAGAUCAGCUAACACGUAGUCAGCCCAUCUAUCUGCUGCAACGAUAAAGGCAGCCUCCACAGCACUUCCACUUCAACUUCCCUCUUUCAUCCCAUCUGCCUGUCUACGCAUCUUUCACCACGAACAAUUGCAGCAGCAAACAUGAUCAAAUUCUCAAACCAUAUUUCUUGGUUGUCAAUGCCUGAUGCCGAAGCCUCUGGUGAUGCCCAUCAGUUUCUGAUGGUCUCUUGUGCAUUUGCUCUCUGGUUUCUCUUUCUUUCCUUCAUUGCCUUCAUGCUUUGUAUCCUCCUCGCAAACAACGACUUUCGCGCCGUUUGUCACCAGAUUGCUCGUAAGACUUUUUCUGCAUCGGUUCCUGUCAGGGCUGGCUUCUUGGCUCAUCUGAGGGCUUACUUGGACUCGGCCAUCUUUACUCUCAUGACGCAUCUACGCGCCUCGUUGGAAACAACCAUCUCCAACUUCAGCCCUCAUAUCACCUACUUCAAGGCUGCCUUCAACGAGAACGUUAUGGGUCCCACCAUCCGUCCAGCUCUCCAAGAUAUCAGCACUGGCAUCAAGUCUGCUCAAGACUGUAUCGCCAAACUUGCUGUCCUGACCAACAACCGUAUCCAAGAUCUGAUGAAGGAUGAGCAGAGAAUCAACAACCUCAUCUCUGGCUUCCUGAACCUAUACUUCACGGCUACAGGCGUGUGGGCCUUUUGUAGCUGGCUCUCUUUGCCGUCUCUUUGCCUCAAUGGCUCCUUUUGCUUCGCAUUCAAGGUCCACUUCUUCUAUCUUCCUAGUAUUGCUUGCUUGAUAUACAACGCUUUGUUGAUCCGUAAUUACAUCGAACUUCAUGUGCCUGUCAUCGCUGACUACGUCUUUGACUCCAUCCAUGAUGCUACUGGAUACUACUGGAGAAACAUCGAGAUCCAGGAGAGCUUGGGUAUUUCACUUCCCUCUUCUGAUAAUUUCACCAGUCAAGAUGAUGAUCUGCCUGACAUGGAAGAGCUCUUUGUGUCGCAUAUGAACAGGAACACUGUGCCACGACCCGACAAUAUGGUCAAUCUACUUGCUGAUUUCAUUAAACUCCGAGACGAUCUCUCUGUCAAGUUGCCCGAGCUCGUACAUGCCAGCUUCGAAGCCACCGCGUUGCAGAACGGUUACUUUGCCCUCCACCACAAUACCAUGAAGGAGGUAAUCGAUGAUCUUAGCGAAGGCAUUCGUUGCAAGGCCAUUCAUGAUUACGUGAAUCUAGCCUUGGAGGACAUUGAGGAAUACAUGGAGGACUUCCCUUGAAAUAUGCAUACAAUUCUAAGUAACAUGUUCUUGCACAAAGGGCCAGAUCGGGUUUACAUCUCCCCUUUCUUCAACAUACCUUUUCAUUUUCUCUAGCUUGAAAAUCACAAUAACACCAGCUCAUAUCUCCAUCCAAU